This is a messenger RNA of Nestor notabilis (Kea), 1632 nucleotides long. RefSeq names its product peroxisome proliferator-activated receptor gamma, coactivator 1 alpha (gene PPARGC1A). Gene Ontology annotation, cellular component: nucleus. The annotation marks the transcript as partial. The transcript is spliced from 6 exons. NCBI's taxonomy places the organism in Eukaryota, Metazoa, Chordata, Aves, Psittaciformes, Psittacidae. The record is from RefSeq and is a predicted model, not a curated record. Gene Ontology annotation, molecular function: transcription factor binding; RNA binding. Gene Ontology annotation, biological process: positive regulation of transcription by RNA polymerase II.
GCCUAACUCCACCUACGACCCCUCCUCAUAAAGCCAACCAGGAUAAUCCUUUUAGGACUUCACCUAAGCUGAAGUCAUCAUGCAAGACGGGUGUACCACCUUCAAAAAAGCCCCGCUAUAGUGAGUCUUCCAGUUCUCAAGGAAAUAACCCAAUCAAGAAAGGUCCAGAACAGUCUGAGCUGUACGCACAGCUUAGCAAGACUACAGUACUGUCCAGUGGACAUGAGGAGAGAAAGACAAAACGGCCGAGUUUGCGGCUGUUUGGUGACCAUGACUACUGUCAAUCUGUGAAUUCAAAAUCGGAAAUACACAUUAAAAUAUCCCAGGAACUUCAGGACUCCAGACAACUAGAAUUUAAGGAUUCUUCACCUGGGUGGCAGUGUCAGAUUUGUUGUUCUUUAGAACAAGACCAGUAUUUCAAGAAAGAGACUUUACAGACAAGUAAGCAGGGAUCCCAUGGUAAUAACAGAAAACAGCUCCAAGACCAGGAAAUUCGGGCUGAACUGAAUAAGCAUUUUGGUCACCCCAGCCAAGCUGUUUUUGAUGAAGAAGCAGAUAAGACCAGAGAACUAAGGGACAGUGAUUACAGUAAUGAACAAUUCUCCAAACUACCUAUGUUUAUAAAUUCAGGACUAGCAAUGGAUGGUCUCUUGGAUGACAGUGAAGAUGAAAGUGAUAAACUAUGCUACCCUUGGGAUGGGACACAAGCCUAUUCAUUAUUUGAUGUUUCACCUUCUUGCUCUUCAUUUAACUCUCCAUGCAGAGAUUCAGUGUCUCCACCCAAAUCCUUAUUUUCUCAAAGAUCCCAAAGGACGCGCUCUAGAUCAAGGUCCUUUCCUCAACGCAGGUCUUGUUCCCGUUCUCCAUAUUCCCGAUCGAGAUCAAGGUCGCCCUGUAGUAGAUCCUCUUCAAGAUCUUGUUGCUAUUAUGAGUCCAGCCACUGUAGACAUCAAGCAUACAGAAGUUCUCCCUUACGUGCAAGAUCGCGAUCCAGAUCACCGUACAGUCGCAGACCCAGAUAUGACAGCUAUGAGGAAUAUCAGCAUGAAAGGCUGAAGAGGGAAGAAUACCGCAAAGAGUGUGAAAAACGGGAAUCUGAAAGGGCCAAACAAAGGGAGAGACAGAGGCAGAAAGCAAUUGAGGAACGUCGUGUGAUUUAUCUGGGUAAAAUCAGACCUGACACAACCAGAACAGAACUGAGGGACCGGUUCGAAGUUUUUGGUGAAAUUGAGGAGUGCACAGUAAAUUUGCGGGAUGAUGGAGACAGCUAUGGUUUUAUCACCUACCGCUAUACUUGUGACGCCUUUGCUGCUCUUGAAAAUGGAUACACUUUACGCAGGUCAGAUGAACCUGACUUUGAGCUGUACUUCUGUGGACGCAAGCAAUUUUGCAAGUCUAACUAUGCAGACCUAGAUUCAAACUCAGAUGAUUUUGAUCCUGCUUCCACUAAAAGCAAGUAUGACUCCAUGGAUUUUGAUAGUUUACUCAAAGAGGCACAGCGGAGCCUGCGUAGGUAACAUGCAUCACACCCAAGGAAAACGGAGGGAUGGCGAAUACCUCACGGACGUCACGUCCUUCAAUAAUGGACAAUUGAAAAGUCAUACUUAGGAAUUUCUCCUACGUUACACUCUC